This is a messenger RNA of Trichoderma harzianum CBS 226.95, 1734 nucleotides long. RefSeq lists its product as hypothetical. The record is from RefSeq and is a predicted model, not a curated record. NCBI's taxonomy places the organism in Eukaryota, Fungi, Ascomycota, Sordariomycetes, Hypocreales, Hypocreaceae. Gene Ontology annotation, cellular component: plasma membrane. Gene Ontology annotation, biological process: iron ion transport; copper ion import; intracellular iron ion homeostasis. The transcript is spliced from 2 exons. Gene Ontology annotation, molecular function: ferric-chelate reductase activity. Bases 1 to 1734 code for a protein of 577 amino acids.
AUGGAUUGGCCCUAUCAAUUCGUUACCCUCUCUGAGGCUGAUAGGCACAAACGCCGUAUUCUAAACGAUCAGCAUGGCCUAUAUGCACAUUUGUCACCCCUUGUACCCAUCCUUGGUUUGCUCUUAGUGAGACUUGUACGAUGGAGGCUAGGUAAAUUGACUGACAAACAAGCACCAUAUGACGCUGAGGCAACAUCAUCUGCCGUUGCGUUUUAUGAAGCGUCUGUCGCAAGCUCACCGUUGGCUCUAUGGCGCCGUUUUACCUGGUGGCUUAGCGACAACGUCGAAUUCGCGGGCCUGACCUUGUGUCAAAGAGAUCAGUUGAUAUUUGGUGGUGUCUGGGCGGCUUGGUUGCUAUUUCUCUGUACAAAGGACACAGGAACAGAUUAUCAUCAUCUGGCUCGACGAUUUGGCAUUGUCGGCAUAUCUCAGCUGCCCAUGCUCUACCUGCUAUCACUAAAAUGGUUUAAUCCAGUUGCGCUCAUUUUACGCACAUCGCAUGAACAUUUGAAUCGAUGGCAUCGGACUCUUGGUCGUAUGACAUACUUACUCAUUACAUUUCACGGGAUUUUAUAUCUCAACUACUACUUUCAAGUCGGGGGAUUGCCAGCAGCUUUUUUUCGCGCUGUUCCAGCGCUGGGCAUGAGUGGGUUUUUUUGCAUGACAUUACUCAACACUGCCUCGCUGAAGAUGAUACGUCGACUAUCGUACCGGCUAUUCUUUAUCAUCCAUAUACUAGUCGCUCUGACUGUUCCUUUUAUUGUCUGGUUCCACGUUCCGCAUGGGAGGAUCUACAUGGCUGAAGCCUUAGCAGUGGCUAUUAUGGAUCUUGGCAUUCGCCGAUAUACCAGGGUAACGAGCUUCUGUGCCGUAGAGGCUAUUUCCGGCACUGAUCUUGUCAAGAUCAAAGUACAAGGCUCGGACAAAAUGAUGAAGAGCCUGGUAUCUCGCCCUGGGUCACAUAUCUACCUGAGCAUUCCUCCUGCAUCAAGAUCAAAGAAAACUCCUUUGCUGUUAUCACAUCUUGGCUCUGAAUUCAUAUCCAAUCCAUUCACGGUCGCAGCUAUUGAUGAAGAGGCAGGGGAGUUUAUGCUCGUUGUCCGUCAAAUGAGAGGGCCGACGACGAAGACUCUGUCGAGCUUUUCGAACCCAUUGUCGAGAGACAUUCAUGUUGCUCUUAGCUUUGACGGUCCAUACGGGGGUUAUACCAAUUUUCCUAGUUUCUCCGGAUCUGAAUUUGACGGCGUGUUGUUAUUUGCUGGAGGCGUCGGUGCAACCUUUAUUCUGCCGCUGUUCAAGCAUAUCAGGACAGAGAACCCAUCGUUACGGGUUCAGAUGAUUUGGGCAACCCGCAACAUCAACGAAGCGGCGUGGUGCACCACUCAAGCAGGCAACAGAAUUUUGAAAGAGGGUGGGUUGCGCCUCUUUUGCACAAGGAGUGCAUUUGAAUCAACAGAGAAUUCGGCGUACGAAUGUUCAAGCAUAAGUGAUGUUGAAAUGAGCAGUCUUGACAAGGAGAGUAAAGUGAACGAUAGCAGUGUACCUGUGGAAAGCUUUCAGCGGCCAAAUAUAAGGCAGAUUGUCAACGCUUUUUUUCAGCAAGGUCAUGGUAGACGUGUUGGAGUUGUUGUAUGUGGCCCUGAUGAAAUGGCUGCUGAUGUGAGACGGGUAGUGACACACUGGGUCGAGAGAGAUAGGGAUGUCUGGUUCCAUAACGAGAGUUUUGGCUGGUAG